AUGGCCCACGAUGCUGUGGCAUCCGAGGAGGAGGCAUGGCGUCGCUUCGACGAAGCCAUAGAAGCACUGCGGUGUGCGAGGCAUGCUGACCAGGCCAAAGCGCCUGACGACGAGCUGCUGGCCAAUCUGGAGUCCUUGUCGGCACCCUUCAGGGGCAGCAGCCGAGUGGUCAUCGUGAGCUCUGGUGGCAAAUCAAUUUUCGAGUUUGACUUCCACGUGCAGCAGAGCACUACCGAGCUGUAUCGCCACGUGGCAGCGGAAAGUGGCAUGCCGUUUGACAAGCUUGGACUUGUGAUGCUGAACGACAGUGUGACUCUGGCCAAAGAUGAUUGCCAGGUGCUUUCGCACGGAUUUCGUUCUGGCUUCUCCGUCCUCCUUGGGAUGAUGAUCUCAGGUGUUCUACGCCCCGACCAUUUUUGGGACUUCCGCAGUGCCUCCGACGAGGUCUGCGAUGCUUAUGGUGGGCCCGUUGCUCACCUUCGAGGCGGCGCGAGCUGCAACCAGUCUGGCAUCUCCCUCGAUGGCCGAGAGGCUUACGUUGAAAUCGAUCCCUGGGAAUGGGCCGGGCCAGUCACGUUUGAGGUGCGGGUGCGCUACAACACGUAUGCGCAUCAAGCAGCUGUCCUUGCGCUUGGCACACUACUGGAGGAUGGGCGAACCAAUGAUUUGUUUUCCAUUAUGAGCUACACAAUGUUUGUGGUUCGAGAAAGCCCUUUGCAGCUUUCCAGAGUAUUGGCAGACCAGCCCAUCUCGCUGGGUGAGUGGUUCCAUAUAGUCGCCACCUCUGAACCUGGUUCUACGAGACUGUACAUCAACGGGGCGCUGGCCGGAAGCGUCCCUGAAGGAGUCAGAGCACAGAAAUUGCUGCGCAAUGCAUUCCUUGGCCGCUCCGUGAUGCCGGAGAACUUUAUGGAUGGAAUUAUUUCACAUGUGCGCAUUUGGCAUGGGACCGCUUUGCCGCUCGGCAUGGUGGAAUUGCUGUACCAGGAAUCGCUGCUGCAAUGCUGA
Molecule: messenger RNA, 1008 nt
Organism: Symbiodinium sp. CCMP2592
Lineage: Eukaryota; Dinophyceae; Suessiales; Symbiodiniaceae
Source: the annotation of a GenBank genome assembly